Messenger RNA from Theileria equi strain WA, 2499 nucleotides. Its product is annotated as oxidoreductase, aldo/keto reductase family member protein. The coding region runs from base 1 to 2499 and encodes 832 amino acids. The transcript has a single exon. Gene Ontology annotation, molecular function: oxidoreductase activity. NCBI's taxonomy places the organism in Eukaryota, Apicomplexa, Aconoidasida, Piroplasmida, Theileriidae. The record is from RefSeq and is a predicted model, not a curated record.
AUGCGGCCUAAAGGCCUGCAAUUCAUCUGCUCUCUCGUUGCUUUAACACAUUUCAUCUUAUUUUCAAAGUUUUACCUCGUAUUUCAAUGUUAUAUUCAACAUGUCCAUUCUGUUUCGAGAUUUUCUGGAUAUUUUAAUAAUUUCAAGACGGCUAUUGACCACGUUGAUAUACCAUGUAUUAAAUUUAACACAAGAGCUCCAAAUACCACUCUUAAGGAUCGCUCAAAACUACAUGGAUCAACUUUCUUUCAACAGAUAUAUUCCAGAAGCAGGGAUUCCAGGGUGAAAAAUGUAGAAAAAAGGAAACAAAGCCUACCUGGAUUGUACACAUUUUUGAGGAGUAGACCUAGAUACUUUUUUAUAGGCACCAAAUUAUCGCUAGUAAAUGUUAAUGAUGGAAGAAAUUGUUCCAAUAACUCAUACAGACGUCAUAUCAUAGUCAAAUCAAGGAAGAAAAAUAAUGCAAAAAUUCCGGAGGAAACUUCAAAAGGUGCACAUAAAGACUCUAAUGUAGAUUCUGAGGAAAAAAACUAUAAUUUUGAUGUUGAUGACAUAAUAUUUGGUGAUCCAAAAAGACUUACUGGAGAUAAGUAUUAUUCCAAUGCUAAUGAGAAAAAACGAAAACCUAGGAAUGAAGAAGCUCAGGUUUUGUGGGAAAAAUACAAGCAUUUAUUUAAACCCCUUGAAACUCUUGAAGAAAAGUCUGAGAAGAUUCUAAAGUUACCUGUAACAACCAUUAAUGUGAAAGGAGUUGAAAUAGAUGUUCGGAUUGGCAGCCUAGGUCUUCCAUGGUAUAUCGAUUCUGAAAAUGCACAAAAACUUAAAUCACUAUAUGACGAGGAGGUAUUUAUGUAUAUAACACGUAACAAAAAAUAUGGAUAUCACUUUUUCCCGCACGGAAACCAUGAAAUUAAUUUUGUACCACUACCGGGACUUCCGGCCACAUUCUUACCAAAUAUAACUGUUGUCGAACAUAGAGAAGAUAUUCCUGGUUAUGAUCAUAUAACAGUGUUGCAUGAUUCUGCAAGGAACUAUACAUGGACGUACCAAAGAUCAAGUAUGGAGUUUGUAAAAUCUUCUAUUGAACUGGGGUCAUCUGAUGCUUAUAAAUUAAAAGAUAAGAAGAUAAUACCAAUUCCACAGAAACCACAGAUGGGUCCAAAGGCUUAUAUACCCAAGAACUAUUUUAAUGAACGAGAUUGUUUUCCUACCAUGUUCCCUAGAAAAACUCCUGAUACUGGCAUUUUUCGGCAACCGAAGCUUGAUGAUUUUCUCAGAAUGAAAUUUGCGGUACGAGUUGGAGAAGAAGUAGAUGAAGAAGCGGCGCCAUAUGGAUAUUAUAGAGAAUACCAAAACUUUUGGCCUACGGUGGAAAUAAAAGAUAACGAAAAUGUUCCACCAAUUAGAUAUCGCAGGCUGGGUAACAGUCAACUGGUAGUAUCUGAGAUAGCAUUGGGUACAAUGUCAUUUGGUUCUAGCGUUUCUGAAGCUGAUGCAUUUAAGAUGCUAGAUUAUGCCUAUGAUAAUUGCACAAUCAACUUUUUCGAUACCGCAGAGCUAUACCCUCUACCAGCUUCUCCGGAGAGAUUUGGUACCGCAGAAAGAAUUUUGGGUAAAUGGAUAAAGAAUAGAGGUGAAAACUUUCGUUCCAAAGUUAUUAUUUCCACAAAAAUAGCAUCUAGGAGUCCCAACUUAGAAUGGCUAAGAGAUACAAGUUUGUCGAAAGAAAAUAUAAUAAAGGCAGUUGAUAACUCACUAGAAAGACUUGGAACUGAUUACAUAGAUUUGCUUCAAUUUCACUGGCCUGAUAGAUAUGUACCUAUGCAUGAAACGGGGGAUUAUGAACAAGUUCUUUUUGAUGUUGAUUCAAUGAAUGAUUAUUCCCCUGUACCUAUGGAGGAGCAGUUGGAAGCAAUUGAUUUAUUGAUUAAACAGGGAAAAAUACGAGCUUGGGGUCUUUCUAACGAGACUCCUUGGGGAGUAUUGAAAUUUUGGCAUCUCUCUAAGGCCAUGAAUAUUCAAGAACCAGCAUCGGUACAGCUAAAUUACAAUUUACUUUGCAGAAACGAUCUAGAAAAAGGUUUUAUUGAACUAGCUAGACCACAAAAUACGGGAAUUGGCAUCAUAGCAUAUGGUGCCUUAGCCGGUGGGAUUUUAACUGGAAAGUACCUGGAGUAUAUGGACGCAACUACUUCAGCAAGACUGUUGAGGUUCCCUUCAUACAUGACUCGUUACAGAGGUUCCCUUGCAGCAAAAGCCGUACAAGAAUACUACGAAAUCGCAUUGAGCUUUAAGCUUCCAAAUCUUUCUGUGAUGGCCUUACGAUGGGUUUACACGAGACCAUUUAUAUGUAAUACUAUAAUUGGAGCCAGCGACCUGUAUCAGUUGAGAGAAAAUGUGCACUGUUUGAAUCCAGAGCUUCCUAUCACAGACUUAAUGGAGAGAAAGAUCAAUCAAGUCCAUUGGAAGUGGAGAGAUCCACUAAGAAUAGUACAAUAG